Amphiprion ocellaris (clown anemonefish) is the source of this 1689-nucleotide messenger RNA. RefSeq names its product FA complementation group E (gene fance). The record is from RefSeq and is a predicted model, not a curated record. The transcript has 10 exons. Gene Ontology annotation, cellular component: Fanconi anaemia nuclear complex. Bases 131 to 1636 code for a protein of 501 amino acids. Gene Ontology annotation, biological process: interstrand cross-link repair. NCBI's taxonomy places the organism in Eukaryota, Metazoa, Chordata, Actinopteri, Pomacentridae.
GAAGAAGAAAUGUCAACGGAACUGGCGGGGAAUUGAAGUAGGUUUUCGGUUCUGUGUAGUGGGUGAGAAACCGCGACUGGCCGGUCAGACCUGUCGUUAAGCUUCAGCUGUGGAACUGAAGGUCACCGGCAUGUUUCUGAGUCGGUUUGACGGUCAGUCGAGGCUGCUGGUUCGGUCGCUGCUGUCGGGAGUCUCCGGGGCUCACAGAGCUCUGGCCGUCCUCCACAGACAGCAGCGGGCUAAAAGCGACACCUCACUGGGGAACCUGCUGGAAACACUGUGCCGGGACGAAGUCAGCCGACCGGAGGAUGAAACCGAGCCGCUGACUGUUAAACCUCUAGUAUGCCUGUUUCCAGCGUUAUUCAAACAAAACCUGCUGUCCUUCAUCUAUCUGGUGCGCUCCCUUCUUCCUGCGACUGCCGUCCACCGUCUGCUCAAGUGUCUCAGCCAAGACUCUCAUCCAAAGCCCUGGAUCACGGCUCUGGGUAGACAGCUGGAGAGGAACCUGGGGACCUACCAUAAGGAGCCUCUGUAUACUGAACAGUGCAGCUGGAGACUGACGGAGCUGUCACAGCGUUUAGUCGGUUCUGGUGAGACUGGAGGAUGGGCCGAGUGCUUCAGCAGUGAACCAGUAGAAUCUGAAUCUCAAAGCGUGGCUGAUUUAGCCGAGCUGGGGACACAAAGGAAAAGAAAAAGCAGUUUAAUCAAUCUGGAGUCAGAUGGUGAAGAAUUGGGAAGUCAGAGUAAAAGGAUGAAGAUCUGUGAGAAUGAUGGGGUGGAUGUAGCAGAACAGAGCAUAAAAACAGGGACACCAGGAGGAUCAGAAAGUGAUGCUGCAGCAGAAACUCCUGCACCAGUCAGUCACUGUGAUGCCCUGCCUGAACACAUAAAGGUUUCUGUUCUUCAAAUAAAAGAGUUACUAGACAGUCAGACGGAGUGGGAUCAGAGCUCCACAGAUGUGUUCAAAGUGCUGAACGACUGUGACCCGAGCCAAGUGGAGGUGUUAUGCAGCAUGCUAAGUUUGCCCAACCUCCUGGAGCAGACUCUGCCUAAACUGUGCAGCAGCGUUCUGGCUCUGUCUCCUGACCUGAGCUACAGCACAGCAGCGACACUCAUCAAGAGCCUGCUGCUGGAGAAGGUCCUGUCCCUGUCAGAACCGGCCUCCAGGUGUCUGGUUACCUCGGUGACGUCACUGUGCAGCCAGUAUCCCAGACCGAUGUGCCACGCUCUGAUUGGACCGGUGCUGGAGGACGAGAAGAUAGGGCCUCCGCAGGCCGAGCUGCUGAACAGACUGAUAGAAGGUUGUCUGGAUUCCCAUUACAGACUGCUGGUGUUUCAAAUGACCUUCAGAAUUGCAUGGAGCGAGGCCGUGCUCUCCGUUAUUCACGGCUUGCUGGACUCCAAGCCCGUCUUGAGUGAAGAACUUUUCACGCAAUUCACUGAGCAGCUCGUCAGCCAGGGUCCUCAAUUCACCAAGUCUGUGAAGUUUGCAAAAAUGAUGCUAACGGUCCUCACCAAAUACAGCGCUAAUGUGACAGCUGUGCACAAACAGUCCCUAACCAGCUGCCUGAUGUUAAAUGAGACUUUCCUCAAGAAGUCCCUGCAAGCUGCCUUGAAAAGAAUCACACACACAUGAAUGUUUCCUCUGACCUAAUGCACUUUAAUAAACUAUAUAAUAAUUAUAUAAUA